This is a messenger RNA of Enterospora canceri, 954 nucleotides long. The record is from the annotation of a GenBank genome assembly. Lineage: Eukaryota; Fungi; Microsporidia; Enterocytozoonidae.
AUGGUUAAAGCAGCAAAUGUCAUUUCAUUUACCAAAAAAGAUACAUGUGACAUCAAAGUAGAUAAAGAACAGCGAAUCAAACAGAUUCUACUGCUAGUUGCCCUGUUUAUCAUCUCAUUCCUGAUAGCGAUGAUGAUAAUUCUGCCACUUGAAAUGAGAUACCGUAAAAAAGCGUUUAUUAAAGACAUGAGCAAGAAAGGAAGUGAUAUCAACGCAUUCAACCUUGAUGAACUCAAGGAGCUGAUGAAUAGCAAUGAAUUUGCCCUGGACUACAUUCAAGAAAUUCAGAAGGAAAUUGAUUCAUCCUACAAUUCUGAUAGGAUGGAUUCCCUAGGAAGAGAGCAAAUGACUAGUUCUGAAUUUGAUUUAUCCUCUGCCCUAUUUACGCCAAAGAACCUGGGGAGCAUCGUCGUUCAAAAGGCAUUUCCAGACGGAUCCUGUGGAUACCACUCGAUCAUGGAUGGAAUCUACGACUGGUUGAAGGAUAAGAACUCCAAACAGCACAAGAAUUUCUUUGACAAGUCAUUUGGAGAUGGCUUGAUCAAUCCAAUAGUGAUUGACUAUUUUCAUGGCAAGGCAUUGAAAGUUCUUAAUUCAUACAAGUCAUACGGUGAGAUUCCUCAGAACGAAACCGCCUAUCUCAAUCAGUGCCUGAGGAUUAUGAGUUGCAUUGGGAUGUUUAAGAAGAAUGACCAAUUCUGUGAAUUUCCUGAUGAAAAAUACACUGAUGAACUCAAAUUGACGAAAAUGAUGAAUACGAAGGAGUGGAUUGGAACUGACGAGAUUGAAUUCAUCUCAGAGGCAUUGGAAGUCUCAAUUUACCCCAUCUACAAGAUGGGAAAUGCCGCAAAAUACACAAAUUUACCAUUCCGUCAUAUAACAAAUGUAGUACGACCUGAGACAAUAUUCUUGUUAUUCAGGGUGAAUCACUACGACAGAAUAAUUGAUAUGUAA